This is a messenger RNA of Sinocyclocheilus grahami, 1189 nucleotides long. RefSeq names its product protein unc-119 homolog A-like. The transcript is spliced from 5 exons. NCBI's taxonomy places the organism in Eukaryota, Metazoa, Chordata, Actinopteri, Cypriniformes, Cyprinidae. Gene Ontology annotation, molecular function: lipid binding. The record is from RefSeq and is a predicted model, not a curated record. Gene Ontology annotation, cellular component: centrosome; intercellular bridge; spindle midzone. The coding region runs from base 5 to 574 and encodes 189 amino acids. Gene Ontology annotation, biological process: visual perception; nervous system development; lipoprotein transport.
AUCAAUGUCAUUUCCACACAACAUCAGAGAGAACAGAAAUAGCUCUUUUUGUCCCUGCAGUCUAUCACACAAGGAUUACCUCUGCGGUCCAGAACAGAACAUACACAAGAUCGACUUCACCAGGUUCAAAAUCCGAGACAUGGAGACAGGCAUGGUUCUUUUUGAGAUCACCAAACCCCCUACAACAGAGAGUGGGGAGGACAGAACAGACUUUGACCAGAAUGCCGGACGCUUUGUGCGUUAUCAGUUCACCUCCGCUUUCCUCCGACUACGGCAGGUUGGCGCCACGGUGGAGUUCACUGUAGGCGAUGUUCCCAUCAACAACUUCCGAAUGAUCGAGAGGCACUAUUUCCGUGAGCAGCUGCUGAAGAGCUUUGACUUUGAGUUUGGCUUCUGCAUCCCGAGCAGUAAGAAUACCUGUGAACACAUCUAUGAGUUCCCACCACUCUCUGAAGAAAUAAUGCGUGAAAUGAUCCUUCACCCCUAUGAGACGCAAUCCGACAGCUUUUACUUUGUGGACAACAAGCUUGUGAUGCACAAUAAGGCAGAUUAUUCUUACAACGGUGGACCGUAGGAAGCCUCGCUCACCUCUUGCAGAAAACUGCAUUGAGCUGCAAAGCAACUGGCAGAGGAGCAUCUACUGACAGUGGCAUCUAGUCAUCUAAUCUUAUAUGUGAUGAUGCAUUUGGUUAAAAAAAACAAUCUCAGGACUGUGUGUGUGUGUGUGAGAGAGAGAGAGAGAGAGAGAGAGAGAGAGAGAGAGAGAAUCUAACUCAGAAUGGCCCAGUACUGCUUUUUUCCUUAGAAUCAUUUAAAGUAUGUGAUAACUCUGUCUCUUUAAGUAUAUGAGUGUGCCUGUGCACAUGUGCAUUAAUUGCAUGCUCUGUUUUUAUGUAUUUUUAAAAGCCCAAAGACUAAUCAUUCUAAAUAACUCUGAUUUGUGACUAAAUGUUCUUACAAUGUUUCUCAAGGCUUCUAAAGUAUAAAAAGAGCGUCAUGUAGAGUGAGUUGGAGAGACAGUGCCCAAUGCAGUGUGUUUGAACCUUUAAAGGAAGGGAUACUGUCAGGAACUCUGUAUUUUGCCCUAACAUUGCACCCACUUCCUGUUGGCCUCAAUGAAAGGGCCUGAUUGUCUUUCAUUUUUCUCACUUUCAUUUUUGAAUGCUCGUAAUUUGGUAGAUGAUAUAAA